Paramecium octaurelia is the source of this 640-nucleotide messenger RNA. NCBI's taxonomy places the organism in Eukaryota, Ciliophora, Oligohymenophorea, Peniculida, Parameciidae. The record is from the annotation of a GenBank genome assembly.
AUGAACUGCUUCCUUAGAGUUGGAAUAAAAAAAAUAAGAAUCUAGAAAGAAAAAUUCAUCAGUAAAAAAUUAAUAGCUACACACGUUAAGAAAAUUAGUAAAACAUUUAUGUUAUUUAUUAAAUAAAGAAACAGAAAAUUGAAUCUGAUACAUUAAAUUAGAAAUCUCAUUUGAAGACAGAAUAAAGCAGCUUUUAAUUUAACUGGUGAAGAGAUAGAAAUUGUAUAAGAAUUUUAAUCAAUUUGUAAAAUAUUAGAUUAAUAAGAAAAUUUAACAAAAGAACUAAUUAAUUAUGAUGAUCCAUUAGGAUAGGUCAAAUUACGAGAAAUACUAACUGAUAAUAUUGAUAUUAUUACAGCAGCAUGAAGUAAAAUAAUUGACCAGGGAAAUGAUAAUUAUUGAUGAGUUAAAAGAAAUUAAUACACUAUUUCACAAUAAAUAAAAUGAUCAUAAAAUUUUAUUAAGAUAGAAAUUUAGCAAUCAUUUUAUACCUCAUUUAGCUGGAAUCAAUUCUAUGGAUGUAUCACCCUUUUUUAAAACACUCUAGAUUCUCAGAUAGAGUAAAAUGAUUUCUUAGUUAAGAUUGUCAUUUAAUUAAGAAGUAUACCUUUUCAAUAUUUCCCUAAAUUAUAAUUAAUGA